Messenger RNA from Metopolophium dirhodum (rose-grain aphid), 1690 nucleotides. RefSeq names its product ring canal kelch homolog. The record is from RefSeq and is a predicted model, not a curated record. The transcript is spliced from 10 exons. Lineage: Eukaryota; Metazoa; Arthropoda; Insecta; Hemiptera; Aphididae. Gene Ontology annotation, molecular function: protein binding. Bases 137 to 1690 code for a protein of 517 amino acids.
UGCACAGAUAUUCAAAGUAUUACAUUCCUUACACAAAAAUGAGGUGUUUUGUGAUAUUAAACUAAAAACAGAUGAUGGCAAAAUUAUAUUAGGUCAUAAAGUGGUUUUGGCAUCGGCUAGUCCAUACUUCUAUGCAAUGUUUACGAGUUUUUCAGAUAGGAAUAAAGGUCUUGUUGUUAUGAGACAAAUAGAUUCUACCACCUUACAGCUCUUAGUAGACUUUAUUUAUUGCGGGAAAAUUAUGGUCACUGAAAAAAAUGUACAGGUUUUGUUACCAGCUGCCAAUUUCUUGCUGUUAACAGAAGUAAUAGAGGCAUGUUAUGAUUUUUUACAGAAACAACUGCAUCCUACAAAUUGCCUUGGCAUACACUCGAUAUUUGAUUUACAUAACCGUACGGAAUUAUUAACAAGUUCAGAACUAUAUAUUCAACGACACUUUACAGAAGUUGUCGAGGGAGCCGAAUUCCUAUCCUUAUCAUCCGAACAAGUAGUUAAGUUGAUAUCCAAUGAUAAAAUUACAGUUCCAUCUGAAGAAAAAGUAUUUGAAUGUGUUAUUCGAUGGGUAAAACAUGAAUUGGGUUCCAGAAAAUGUAUUUUGCCCCAAUUAAUGGAACAUGUACGUUUACCACUAACAUCGAAAAAUUUCAUAUUAAAAAAAGUAGCUAAGGAACCUCUUCUUAAUAAUUGUCCUAAAUGUAAAGAUUACAUAAUUGAGGCAUUAGAUUUUCAUUUACAUAAGUCAAAUAAGUCAGAUCAGCUUAUCGCUGUUCCGCAUAACGUCCGUGCUAAACCUCGGCUGUCCGGUGGCUUACAUAAAGUUAUUUUAGUUGUCGGUGGAUUUGGGAAUAAAGCAAAUAGUAGUACAGAAUGGUAUGACCCAAAAAUCAACCGAUGGCAGUUUGGACCAAAAAUGAUUACCCGCCGUUGUAGAGGUGGUCUAGCUGUAGUGAAAGAUAAUUUUGUGUUUGCUAUGGGCGGUUCUCCAGAAUCAUUAUAUCAGUCUGUUGAUGUGCUAGAUUUAUCUUUAGAAUCACCUUGUUGGAAGUCAUCUGUUGAUAUGUUAGUGAACAGAGAAGAUUUAGGGGUUGGUGUCAUAAAUAAUUAUCUAUAUGCUGUUGGUGGGUGUAAUGAGACUGGUAGUCUAAAAAGUGCAGAAGUGUUUGACUGCAGUAGACAAGAAUGGCAUAUGGUAUGUAAUAUGUCUACUAGACGAGAUGAUUUUGGUGUCGGAGUACUCAACAAUAUUUUAUAUGCGGUAGGAGGUCAUGAUUUCUCAGUAAGUCAGAGGUUAAGGUCUGUUGAAUGUUAUAAUCCCAGUAUUGAUACAUGGAGUUCAGUCGCAGAUAUGCGUGUAAGUCGCAGUGGUGUGGGUGUUGGAGUUUUAGAUGGUGUACUGUAUGCCGCGGGUGGUCACGAUGGAUUUAAACUUCUUAGAAGUGUGGAAACAUACAGACCAAGUACGGGAGUUUGGACUACUAUUGCAGAUAUGCAUUUGUGUCGAAAUAAUGCAGGAGUAGUUGCAUUAGAUGGUUUAUUGUACGUUGUGGGUGGAGAUAUCAUAACUUCUAUUAUAGAUAGUGUAGAAUUUUACAACCCCAACACCAAUUCCUGGACUAUGGUCACACCUUCAAUGAAUGUAGCACGAACUCUUGCAGGAGUAGUAACCAUUAAUAGGCCACCAUAUUUUUAA